This is a messenger RNA of Verruconis gallopava, 2813 nucleotides long. Its product is annotated as malate synthase, glyoxysomal. Gene Ontology annotation, biological process: glyoxylate cycle. The transcript is spliced from 4 exons. Gene Ontology annotation, cellular component: peroxisomal matrix; cytoplasm. The coding region runs from base 524 to 2170 and encodes 548 amino acids. The record is from RefSeq and is a predicted model, not a curated record. NCBI's taxonomy places the organism in Eukaryota, Fungi, Ascomycota, Dothideomycetes, Venturiales, Sympoventuriaceae. Gene Ontology annotation, molecular function: malate synthase activity.
AGUUGCUGGACUUGGAAUCUGACGUGCAAUGCAAAGGCGAUUCCUCGUCGAUGGCCAGAAGGUCAAGGUCUGGAAAAGAAGACAAAAUCGACGAUUGUAGCCCCGGCAUCCGGCAUGCAUGCGGUCCAGCCUGUCGUCCUGUUUGCCCCGCCAGCACCUCACCACACUUCUGGAGCCAAAUUCGGUCGGCGGAGGCUGCCGUUCCAUGACCUUGUUGUAUCCUCGAUCACAAGCGCGCCGAUAGUAACCUUUCCUAUCCAUUUUCCCCCUCACCCGGGCGAAUGCAUGUAUCGUGGGGCAAUUAGCUUGCAUUGGCAGAUUCGCCGGGGUCAGCUUCUGGCCUUGCAUGCUCUGCUGAAGGGAUUGUCGGCCGAGGCUGGCUAUGACGACCAUGGCCGAAUUUAUACCGCGUCACAGCUCCUCUUUGCCGAACUGAUCGCAUAUAUUCCUUUCUCCGCCGCUGCUUCCAACGUCUUCCUAAGCCUACACUGCAGCAGCAUUUGAACCCCACAAAGCGGACAGAAUGGCAAAGACAAACUACACCCCAGACCCUGCUACCGUCGUCAAGGAUGUCAACAUCCUCGGUCAGGUGAGCGAGGAGCACAAGAAGAUCCUUAAUAAGGACGCCGUCGUUUUCCUCGCUGUGCUGCACAGAGCGUUCAAUGCGAGGCGGAAGGAGUUGCUCCAGCGACGUGUGCUCCGCCAGCAGGAGCUUGACAAGGGCAACCUACCGGACUUCCUUCCAGAGACCAAACACAUCCGCGACAACGACGCAUGGAAGGGUGCGCCGCCCGCCCCUGGCCUUGUCGACCGCCGUGUCGAGAUCACCGGUCCGACAGAUAGGAAGAUGGUUGUCAAUGCCUUGAAUGCUGAUGUCUGGACGUACAUGGCCGACUUCGAGGACUCGAGCGCGCCAACAUGGGAGAACAUGAUCAACGGUCAAGUGAAUCUUUACGAUGCCAUUCGCAGACAAAUCGACUUUAAGCAGGGUGAGAAAUGGUACAGACUACGGACCGACAGAACACUCCCUACGCUGAUUGCGCGUGCUCGUGGCUGGCACCUGGAGGAGAAGCACUUUACCGUCGACGGAGAGCCGAUCUCAGGCUCGCUGUUUGAUUUUGGCCUGUACUUCUUCAACAACGCUGAAGAGCUCGUCAAGAGAGGCACGGGUCCGUACUUUUAUCUGCCCAAGAUGGAAUCCCAUCUCGAGGCCAGAUUGUGGAACGACGUGUUCAACCUUGCGCAGGACUACAUCGGCAUGAAGAGAGGCACAAUCCGUGCUACUGUCCUGAUUGAGACCAUCAUGGCUGCAUUUGAAAUGGACGAGAUUAUCUAUGAACUUCGCGACCACAGCGCCGGUCUUAACUGCGGUCGCUGGGACUACAUCUUUAGCGUUAUCAAACGUUUCCGACAGAACCCUAACUUUGUACUACCAGACCGGUCUGCCGUCACCAUGACCGUUCCAUUCAUGGACGCAUACGUCAAGCUGCUCAUCAAGACUUGCCACAGGCGCCAGGUUCAUGCAAUGGGCGGCAUGGCCGCUCAGAUCCCCAUCAAAGACAACAAGGAAGCCAAUGAUGCUGCCAUGGCCAACGUUCGUGCAGACAAGCUUCGGGAGGUUCGUGCCGGCCAUGAUGGCACCUGGGUUGCUCACCCCGCUCUGGCUUCCAUAGCUUCGGAAGUGUUCAACAAGUAUAUGCCAACCCCUAACCAGAUGCAUAUUCGCCGCGAGGACGUUCACGUCACUCGCAACGACCUGCUAAACAUGAACGUGCCUGGCAAGAUCACGGAAGACGGUAUCCGUAAGAACUUGAACAUCGGUCUCGGCUAUAUGGAGGGCUGGCUUCGCGGCGUUGGCUGCAUUCCCAUCAACUACUUGAUGGAGGAUGCUGCCACAGCCGAGGUCUCGCGGUCACAGUUGUGGCAGUGGUGCAGGCACGGCGUUAGCACCAGCGAGGGUAAGAAAGUGACGAAGGAAUAUGCGCUCAAGCUGCUGCAUGAGCAGGCAGCAGAACUCGCGUCCAAGGCACCAAAGGGCAAUAAGUAUGCGCUUGCAGCCAAGUACUUCGAAGGACAGGUCACUGGCGAGGAUUAUGCUGAAUUCUUGACGUCGCUGUUGUAUAACGAAAUCACCAAUGUGAGCACGAGCCAGCCGGCAUCCAAGCUGUAGUCGGCUGUUUUCCUUUGCAGUCAUGUGUACAUUUUCUUUUCAGGUCUGGAUGAUCCAUGUACAGUGCGAAAAGUUCGAGAAUGAACGUGUAUGAUCGGUACGGUGUACGUAAUCGGCAGGUGCGACAAAUGUACCGGAAGACAAAUGCACUCUACCGAAUUCUUUGAAAAGCGAGAGCAAAAUUCACAGGAAGACAAACUGACGUUGCAGAACGUUUUGACGAUACUUUUUUCUUUCCCGCUCUCUCAUCUUGCAUUCUACUAACUUGUUCCUUCGCCGUAGCCGUCUUCACCAACUCCAGCGGAAAAGCUGUAGAGUAAACCGUCUCAUUCUUCCUUUGAAACCGCUCUGGCUCCAGCACAUUUCGCUGUAGACAACGGGCUUCCUUUCCUCCACUUACGAACGAUCUCGUCCUCGUCCAAAUGUGUCGCUGUAGGGCAGCCGCAGGCAUUGGUCCGGCUUUGCCCCUGACGUUUCGGGAACUGUGGUUUAUACAGCUUCAAUGUACAAAGUAUUUUCUGUGUCUUUUGAUUUAUUGAUGUUGAAAUUAUUGUCACCAACUUUAGACGGCUUCUCUUAUGUGCGACAAAAUGCUCAGUCACAACUCUCAUGCCUACGUGUUUUGUUUGCCUAUGGUUCUGGC